GAUCCUGAGCCGAUCUUCUCGGAUGAUUUUGAAAAUGGUUUUCGUUAUUAUGUACACGCUCCGGACACAGUACCGUACCUCGUAUCAGAAGGAAUCAGUGUAUCACCAAGUACUCGAGUGUACUCGGCGAUAUCAACGAAUACUGUUUCGUUUGUCAUGAAGUUGGACCAAGAAAAAGAGCCUUUACUGCAUGUAGAAUAUCAAUUGCAGUAUAUUCUUCUAUCCGCUGAACGUUGGGGUAAUUGCACUUCGAAAUGGCCUCACGGGUUUCAUUCUCAGUUGCCGUAUUCAUCGGUAAACUGUGACUCUAUAUGCAAAGCAAUGUUUUUCCAACAGAAAUGUAAUUGCAGUCCAUUCACAUAUGAUAUAGAAAACUGUAAGUUUAGAGUAUCCUUAAAUAGAAUAUGGGUCCAAUUUUGUCCUAUACAAUGUGUAGUCCAUUCCAAACUGUACGAUGUAUUGAUGACUAUAUCAGGAAGACAGUCAAUGAAUAUUUUUACGAUUGGACAGUUUGAAGGAGCUUACAAACGUACAUCUUAUAUUAUCUACAUAAUCUCCUAUGUUAUAUCCUAUUUUCGUCCUCGUUGUUACAUUGAAGCUGCGAUUGUCGAAUUGCUUUUCACAGGUGAUAUCGGCGGCAAUAUGGGCUUGUUCCUCGGAAUGAGCGUAAUUACGGUAGUUGAAAUCUUGAUGUACUUCUCAAAAAUUGGUUGGAUUACAUUUUCUAGAAAGAGGAGAUAUUACAUGUAUCAAAAGAAGGCACAUGAAAAGGAGCACGAGAAACAACUGGAAGAAACAGUAACCGGUUUCAAAUUGUUCCGAAGUCGCAAAGAGGGAACUGAUAUGAGUAAUACAAGAGCGAGAAUUCGAGAACUUACAAAUAGAGUAGUUCCCGAGAUUACGGAACACAAGUCGUCAGUGACAUCGGAUAGGGAAGGUGAAGCUGCUGAUCGUCGAUCGCGAUUUAUGAGCGCUGAUAUGGGAUCGUUCUACAGCGACAAUCCUGAAAAGCGAGACAGCGUUGUGAGCUGACA
This is a messenger RNA of Strongylus vulgaris, 1034 nucleotides long. NCBI's taxonomy places the organism in Eukaryota, Metazoa, Nematoda, Chromadorea, Rhabditida, Strongylidae. The record is from the annotation of a GenBank genome assembly.